AUGCAUUCUUUUGUGUCGGAGCGGGAGACUCAUCCAGCGGGGCAUCGGUUUCGAUCUGCCCUGCAGAUGGAGGAGACCCCGGAGCACCACCACCAGCACCAGAACCACCAGCAUCAGCUCCAGCAGCACCAGCUCCAGGAGCAGCAGGACCAGCAGGAGAAGGAGCAGGAACAGGAACGGGCGCAGGAACAGCAGGAUCAGGAGAAGAAAGAUUAG
Trypanosoma grayi is the source of this 216-nucleotide messenger RNA. RefSeq lists its product as hypothetical. Bases 1 to 216 code for a protein of 71 amino acids. The record is from RefSeq and is a predicted model, not a curated record. The transcript has a single exon. Lineage: Eukaryota; Euglenozoa; Kinetoplastea; Trypanosomatida; Trypanosomatidae.